AUGUCCCCGGCGCUCUUCAGCAUCUACAUGGACGGGCUUUCACACGCACUGACAAGGACCGGGGUCGGAUGCUCCAUCAAUGGCACAAUGGCCAACCACAUAGCGUAUGCGGACGAUAUGGUCCUACUAGCGCCAUCUGUGGGAGCAAUGCGUGAGUUACUCGCAGAAUGCGAGAGGUACGCCACCGAGCACAAUAUGACGUACAAUCCUGACAAGUCGGAAUUUAUGCUUAUGGAGGCGGCACAUAUGCCCGUACACAUACCACCACUGCUGCUCGAUGGGGUUCAAUUGCGUCAAGUGCACAAGGUCAAAUAUCUUGGCCAUAUUCUGCUUUCUACCUUAAAAGAUCAGAAUGACAUAGAAAGACAAAGGCGAGCUACUGCGGUACGGGCGAAUAUGCUGGCUAGAAGAUUCGCCAAAUGUAGCAACGACGUAAAAAGGCAGCUAUUCCUCAGUUUCUGUACAAGCGUCUACACAGUGGAGCUAUGGGCCGACUACACCUGUGCGGCGAUCAGUGACUUGCGCGUGCAGUAUAACAACGCGUGGCGGGCGUUGUUUCGCUUGCCGCCCUGGUGCAGCGCGAGCGCCAUGUUCGCGGAGGGGCGCGCGCCGGGCUGGGCCGCGCUGUUGCGUUCGAGGAGCGCCACCGCCAGAAAGGCGAUCUACGUCUCCUCCAACACGCUGCUGUCAGCGGUCAGAGAGUGGGACGCCAGUCCGCUGCACGAGCGCUGGAGGACCUACCACAAGCCUGUUGAAUUGGGGUCGGGGUGA
Molecule: messenger RNA, 771 nt
Organism: Cydia strobilella
Lineage: Eukaryota; Metazoa; Arthropoda; Insecta; Lepidoptera; Tortricidae
Exons: 1
Coding region: 1-771 (256 amino acids)
Source: RefSeq, a predicted model, not a curated record